GGGCGGGGGUGGGUGCGGCGGGGGUCCCCGGGCGGCCGAGCGCGGAGGAAGGCCAAGAAGGCGGGCAGGGGUCGCGGGAGCCGGCGAAGCGGAGCGGGUAUCUGGCCGACCCCCCAACAGACCCCGCCCCGGCCCCGGCCCGGCCGGAUGGACCCCCCCGCGGUCAAGCGGAGCCGGGGCUGCCCCGCGGCACCGGAGGAGCGCGAUGCCGGGGCCGGGGCCGUGCGCGGCCGGGGCCGGCCCGAGGCGCUGCUGGACCUCAGCGCCAAGCGAGUAGCCGAGAGCUGGGCCUUCGAGCAGGUCGAGGAGCGGUUCUCCCGGGUGCCGGAGCCGGUCCAGAAGCGCAUCGUGUUCUGGUCGUUUCCACGCAGCGAGCGGGAGAUAUGUAUGUACUCGUCGCUGGGCUACCAGCCCCCAGAGGGCGAGCAUGACGCCCGGGUGCCCUUCACCCGCGGGCUGCACCUGCUGCAGAGCGGGGCUGUGGACCGCGUGCUGCAAGUCGGGUUCCACCUCAGCGGAAACGUCCGGGAGUCUGGGGGCCCCGGGGAGCCCGAGCGCCUCUACCGUGUCUCCAUCAGCUUUGACCGCUGCAAGAUCACGUCCGUGAGCUGCGGCUGCGACAACCGCGACCUCUUCUACUGCGCGCACGUGGUGGCGCUGUCACUGUACCGCAUCCGGCACGCGCGCCAGGUGGAGCUGCGGCUGCCCAUCUCCGAGACGCUCUCGCAGAUGAACCGGGAGCAGCUGCAGAAGUUCGUGCAGUACCUCAUCAGCGCCCACCAUACCGAGGUGCUGCCCACCGCCCAGCGCCUGGCCGACGAGAUCCUCCUGCUGGGCUCCGAGAUCAACCUGGUGCAUGGCGCCCCAGACCCCACGGCGGGCGCGGGCAUCGAGGAUGCCAACUGCUGGCACCUGGAUGAGGAGCAGAUCCAGGAGCAGGUGAAGCAGCUGCUGUCCAACGGCGGCUACUACGGCGCCAGCCAGCAGCUGCGCUCCAUGUUCUGCAAGGUGCGGGAGAUGCUGCGCAUGCGGGACUCCAACGGGGCGCGCAUGCUGAUCCUCAUGACCGAGCAGUUCCUGCAGGACCCGCGCCUGGCCCUGUGGCGGCAGCAGGGCGCGGGCAUGACGGACAAGUGCCGGCAGCUGUGGGACGAGCUGGGGGCCCUGUGGGUGUGCGUCGUCCUGAGCCCCCACUGCAAACCAGAGGAGCAGGCCAGCUGGCUCCAGCUGCUCGGCCAGUGGGACAAGCUGGACAUGUGCCCGCUGGAAGAAGGCAAUUACUCUUUCGAUGGCCCCAGCCUGCAGCCCACUGCGCCCCUUGGCCCAGGUAGGGAGGGGGAGGAGGAGGUGGUGGCUGCAGGUUCCCGCCACACCGUGUUCGGCCGUGCCCUGCAGGCCGGGUCACUGCGCUGGAGCGACCCCCACCUGCAGAGGAUCCUGGCCAGCGACUCCUACGGCCCCAGCCUCACAGGCAGCGUGGGCAGCGACAAGCCGACCUUCGACCCCCAGGGCCGCCCACUCUGGCUGGGCGAGCCCUUCCCCACGGCCUGUGCCCGUGUGGACACCCUGCGUGCCCAUGGCUACCCCCGCCAGGCCCUGCGGCUGGCCGGCGCCAUAGUUAACACGCUCCGGCUGCAGCGGCGACACCAGCUUGAGAGCUACAAGCAGCAGAAAAAAGAGCUGCUGCAGAAAGGCUCCACCUGCAUCACCAACACCGAAGGAUGGGUGGGCCACCCCCUGGACCCCAUUGGCUGCCUCUGCAGGGCGCUCCUGGAGGCCUGUCGCCUGGAGGAGGAGACCCUCGCCCUUUACCCAGACUCAGGCCCCGAGAAGCGGAAGGUGGCCUACCAGCAUGUGCCCGUGCCCGGGACCCCUGGGGAGUCCUACUUGGCGCUGGCGCUGGAGGUGGCCCUGCUGGGCCUGGGGCAGCAGCGGGCCCUGCCGGAGGGGCUGUACGCCCAGGACAAGGUGGUGCGCCACGAGGAGCAGCUACUGGCCCUGCUGGAGGAGGUGGAGCUGGACGAGCGGCUGGUGCAGGUGCUGCGCAAGCAGGCGGGGCUCCUGCUGGAAGGGGGUCCCUUCAGCGGCUUCGGAGAGGUGCUGUUCCGGGAGAGCGUGCCCAUGCACACCUGUGCCCGGUACCUGUUCACCGCGCUGCUGCCCCACGACCCCGACCUGGCCUACCGCCUCGCGCUGCGGGCCAUGAGGCUGCCCGUCCUGGAGACGGCGUUUCCGGCCGGAGAACCACACCCCAACCCGCUGGACUCCAUCAUGAGCAGCCGCUUCCCCCGCUGGUUCAUCCUUGGGCACCUGGAGACCCGCCAGUGCGAGCUCGCCUCCGCCAUGCUGACGGCUGCCAAGGGAGACCCCAAGUGGCUGCACGCAGUCCUCAGCUCCAUCCAGCAGAACAUCCACUCACCGGCCCUACUCUUCAAGCUGGCACAGGACGCCUGCAAGACGGCCACCCCAGCCAGCGCGCCACCAGACACCACCCUGCUGGGCAUUGCGCUGGAGCUGGGCCUGCAGGUGAUGCGCAUGACCCUGAACUCCAUGACCUGGCGGCGGAGGGAGAUGGUGCGCUGGUUGGUCAGCUGUGCCACGGAGAUGGGCCCACAAGCCCUGAUGAACAUCAUGCAAAAUUGGUACUCCUUGUUCACCCCGGUGGAGGCGGCCACCAUCGUGGCGGUGACGGGCACCUCCCACGCCACGCUGCUGCGGCUGCAGCUGGACGCGGCCCGGCGGGAGGAGCUGUGGGCCUGCGCCCGCACCCUGGCCUUGCAGUGCGCCAUGAAGGACCCGCAGAACUGCGCCUUGCCCGCGCUCACCCUGUGCGAGAAGAACCACGCGGCCUUCGAGGCGGCCUACCAGAUCGUGCUGGACGCCGCGGCCGGCGGCCUGGGCCACGCGCAUCUCUUCACCGUGGCGCGCUACAUGGAGCACCGCGGCCUGCCGCUGCGGGCCUACAAGCUGGCGACGCUGGCCCUGGCGCAGCUCAGCAUCGCCUUCCACCAGGACAGCCACCCCGCCGUCAACGACGUGCUCUGGGCCUGCUCGCUCAGCCACUCGCUGGGCCGGCAUGAGCUCUCGGCCAUCGUGCCCCUCAUCAUCCGCAGCGUCCACUGCGCCCCCAUGCUCUCGGACAUCUUGCGCCGCUGGACCCUCUCGGCGCCCGGCCUGGGGCCGCUGGGGGCCCGCCGGGCUGCCAAGCCGCUGGGCCCCGACCGGGCGCCCCUCUGCCAGCUCCUGGACGCCGCGGUGGCGGCCUACAUCGCCACCAGCCACUCCCGCCUCACCCACAUCAGCCCGCGGCACUACGGUGACUUCAUCGAGUUCCUGGGCAAGGCCCGGGAGACCUUCCUGCUGGCGCCUGACGGGCACCUGCAGUUCACACGGUUCCUGGAGAGCCUCAAGCAGACCUACAAGGGCAAGAAGAAGCUCAUGCUGUUGGUGCGGGAGCGCUUCGGCUGAGGGCCGCAGGC
Messenger RNA from Ceratotherium simum simum (southern white rhinoceros), 3479 nucleotides. The record is from RefSeq and is a predicted model, not a curated record. NCBI's taxonomy places the organism in Eukaryota, Metazoa, Chordata, Mammalia, Perissodactyla, Rhinocerotidae.